Molecule: messenger RNA, 7450 nt
Organism: Pieris brassicae (large cabbage white)
Lineage: Eukaryota; Metazoa; Arthropoda; Insecta; Lepidoptera; Pieridae
Gene: Pi3K92E
Product: phosphatidylinositol 4,5-bisphosphate 3-kinase catalytic subunit delta isoform
Exons: 19
Coding region: 240-3398 (1052 amino acids)
Biological process (GO): phosphatidylinositol-3-phosphate biosynthetic process; phosphatidylinositol 3-kinase/protein kinase B signal transduction; cell migration
Cellular component (GO): cytoplasm; plasma membrane; phosphatidylinositol 3-kinase complex
Molecular function (GO): 1-phosphatidylinositol-3-kinase activity; 1-phosphatidylinositol-4-phosphate 3-kinase activity
Source: RefSeq, a predicted model, not a curated record
UGAAAAAACUCCUACUUCUUGCACGUAAUAAAAUCUGUUUUUAUUUCUGUUUACUUCGUAAAAAAAAAUCAUUACGGUGAAAUAUUUAAGUGAUUGCUAUUAUUAAAACAUAAUGUCAAUUCUUAAUUGGGAGAUGCAUCCGUAGAUUACGGUCGCCUUGGAGAAUGUUUUUCAGUGAAAGGUGUUAAAAUGUGUCGGGCGUUGUUGUUUGUGUAAUAAGUUGAGAAAUCAUCAAAACAAUGGUUCCUGCGCCGAGUUGUCCCUUAAGUUGGGAUUACUGGACGUCCACGCCGUCGGAUUACGUAGAUUUAACGUGUUUGAUGCCAAAUUCAAUUUAUUUACCAGUAUCAGUUAGCUGGGAUGCAACUCUUCAAGAUGUUAAGGAGGAAAUAUGGGACUUGGCGGGAAAGAUGCCACUCUUUGGCAUGCUUCGAGAAAUGUCUGGUUAUGUAUUUCAAUUCAUCAACUCAUUGGCUGUUCCUGAAGAAGUUGAUGAUGAGAAUAAGCGUGUUCGGGACAUACGACCAGUAUUUGGAGUGCUCAUGAUAAUUGAGAGAUCUAUAGAUAAGCCUGGAGAGACCUUGCUUAACACGCAGAUUAGCAGAUUAAUUGGAAAAGGUUUAAAUGAAUUUGAUAGUUUAAGAAGUUCAGAAGUAAAUGACUUUCGUAUGCGAAUGAGAUGCCUAGCUGAAGAGAGUUUAAUGAAGCGUGCACAGAGCACACCCUUAGACAGAUUAAAAUACCACUGCCCACCGAGACUGGCUGACAGCCCAUCUGUACCUAUUACACUUAAUAGCCAUUUAAAUAAUAAUUGUUUUAUACUUGUCACUAAAGUUGCCAAUACAGAGAUCUCAUUUACAUCUAACGUAUCCGUAAACCUCACACCACAGCAACACGUGGAUACAAUAUUUCGCAAGAAAGCGAACUCGCUAAAUAUGCGAGGAGAACAACCACGAAAUUAUGUGUUAAAGGUGUGUGGUAGGGAGGAAUACCUAUUAGGAGAUUAUCCGCUCAUACAAUUCCUCUACAUACAAGACAUGCUCGCUAAGGACGGCGUACCUCAGGUCAUGACUGUCAGUAUGGAUAAAAUAACUUACUGUGAUAUGCAAUACUACGCGCUGCCGGAGAGAAGAAGACUUACAUCGGAGCAAUCAAACACAAUACGAAAGAAAAAGAAUCAUGAGUCCUCGUGGAAGAUUGAGUGGAACUACUCCUGUUUGAUACAGACUGUUGGUGGACUGAACGUGGAUCCGGGGAGACUUGUUGAGGUCGUAUGCCAAGCCGGUAUAUACCACGGUGGCAAGUCACUCUGUGAACCCCAAAAGACGAAAGUGGCGGUCGUUUCUAAAGAGGGCGAGGCGCAAUGGGACGAAGAAUUGCAGUUCCCUAUAAAAGUGUGUAGUGUCCCGCGAAUGGCAAGGCUCUGCUUUGUUAUAUACGAAAUAUCAAAGGCUAAAAAUAAACGGAGAGGAAAAGAUACAAAGGACGCAAUAAACAGACUAGCGUGGGUCAACACAAUGGUAUUCGACUACAAAGAACAGUUACGUACGGAGGCCGUGACGUUGUUCAUGUGGACGCACGUCGCGGACGAGACGCAGGGUGAUGACGUAUUGUUACACCCCCUUGGAACUGUACUCGCUAAUCCUAAUACUGAUUCGUGCGCUGCGCUACAAGUCAGAUUCUCGAACUAUGACUGCCAACACCCAAUCUUAUUCCCGAAGCAAGAAGCCAUAAAAUCGUAUGCUGACCAACUUGAGAACGGAGCGGAAAUGGCGCAACUGAAUGAAGACUUUGAGAAAUUACGAGUCACCGCCGAAAAGGAUCCCAUGUAUGAAAUGCACGAGCAAGAAAAGAAGGAUAUUUGGGCAGCUAGAGAAUACUUCCAAACGACGGCCCCAGAAUUGCUGCCCAAGCUGCUCUCGUGCGUCGAAUGGACUGAACGGGCAGAGACUGCUCGCGUCGCGAGAAUGCUCUCUAGUUGGCCAAUGUUGCGAGUCGAGUCGUCUUUGGAAUUAUUGGACUAUGCCUACGCGGAUGCGGCUGUACGGAGUUUUGCGGUGGAGUGUUUGGCUAAGAUUAGCGAUGAAGACUUAUUAUUAUAUUUAUUACAACUAGUGCAAGCAUUGAAGCAUGAAUCUUAUCUGAUGUGUGAUCUCGCGAGAUUUUUAUUGGAACGCGCCUUCAAGAAUAGGACUAUUGGACACUACCUCUUUUGGCAUUUAAGAUCAGAAAUGCACGUUCCGUCCGUGUGCGUUCGUUUCGGGCUCGUAUUGGAGGCGUACUGUCGCGGCUGUCAAGAUCACAUCAGCACAUUGACGAGACAGAUCACAUGCCUCGAUAAGCUCAAAUGGGUUAGUCAAGCGAUUCGCAAAAAGAAGGAAAUAUCAAAAGCGCGUGCGGCGCUUCACAUACAUUUGCAAGAAGAACAUUGUAUGGAGCAGUUAUGUGAUUUUGCGUCGCCGUUAACUCCUAGUCUUGUCUGUAAACGGAUAAAACCCGACAGAUGUACAGUGAAGGACAGUAAAAUGCGACCUCUGUUACUGGAGUUUGAAAACGUGGACCCCACGGGAACAGAUAUUAGGAUUAUUCUGAAAAUUGGAGAUGACCUACGCCAGGAUAUGUUUACUCUGCAAAUGCUCAGAAUUAUGGAUAGGAUUUGGAAGAACGCGGGUUAUGAUUUUAGAUUGAACCCGUACAAUUGUAUAUCAAUGGAGUACGCAGUUGGUAUGAUAGAAGUUGUAGAGGAAGCGGAGACAGUCGCCAACAUUCAGAAGCAGAGCGCGCUUUUCAACGCAGCCUCCACUAUAUCCAAGGCUAAUCUUUUUCAAUGGCUCCGGAAACAAAAUCAAAGCGAGAGUGCGUUGAAUAAAGCGGUUGAAGAAUUUACUAUGAGUUGUGCGGGAUACUGUGUCGCGACCUAUGUAUUGGGUAUAGCGGACAGACAUCCAGACAACAUUAUGGUUAAAAAGACUGGACAGCUAUUCCAUAUAGAUUUCGGCCACUUCCUAGGACAUUUUAAACAAAAAUAUGGGUUCAAACGCGAAAGAGUACCGUUCGUGUUAACACACGACUUCAUUCACGUGAUUAAUAAAGGGCAGAGGGGCGGUGUUGGAGAGCAGUUGGAUUUCAAGAUAUUUAAAGAGCUUUGUGAAACUGCCUUCAAAAUACUCAGGAAACACGGGCAUCUGAUACUGUCUCUGUUCUCUAUGAUGAUAUCCACUGGUCUUCCCGAACUCAGCUCCGAAAAGGAUCUUCAGUAUUUGAGAGAGACUUUGGUGAUGGAUCUAUCAGAAGAAAAGGCGAUAGAGCACUUUCGUAUGAAGUUCGUGGAGGCGCAAAAGAACUCAUGGACCACAUCCUUCAACUGGGCAUUCCACAACUUCGACAAGAACAACUGACAGUGAUCCGUGCGACGGCUGAAGAAGCAGCCGUCGAAGUAUACACCACAGACUUUGUAAGAGUGCAAUGACAAAAAUUAUUCAAAAUGAACACCAUAAUGAAAUAGUUUGUCAUAUCAAAACGCGUAUUUAUAACAUGUUAGGUUGUUAUCAAAUCAACAAUCAAAAUACGUUCAGCUGUACGUCAAAAUGGCGUCUUAUUUGUGCAUAAAUACAGGAAAUUCAUUAAUAUGUAAAUAUGGAAUCGUUAUAUUAAAUGAUUAUAAAUUUGGUUUUGCGUAGAUAAACGCGUUUUAAUCCGACAUACAUUUUCUAUAGCUUGAAUGCUAUGUAUGAAUUGAGUAAAGAGCGGUGACAAUUUGAUUUGUCAAAGGUGAUAUUUAGUCUCAUUGAAAUAGCAGCCUUAUCACGACGUAUUAAGGUGCAUUACGUAAACCAAAAUAUUGGCUUAAGACUUAUUGUACUUGUAAAUGGUAUAUUACUCAUAUAUUUGCAUUAUAAUAAUCGAUUUUACGUAUCUGCAACCAAUUUUUAGGUUAAUGUUCGUUUAUUUAUCGAAAAUAAAUAAUUACUCAAAGUUUUAAAUAUUUAUAAUAUUUUUUUCAUACUUUACGACUUUUUCUAUCUCGGCUACUAUUCCUUUAGGACAGUGUUUCCUUAAAUGAUAGUUUUUAGGAAGAAUUUAGUUGGAAAUUGUUAACUUAACACAGUAUUUAGAUUUUAAAACAAAAUGAAUAACUAAAAUUACAAAUAAUUAUUUUAAUAAAUUAUAAAUAUCUGAAUAGAAAAUUUAUCACAUUGCCCCCCUGUGGGGCGUGACCCCCUCUCGCCCCAUUAGGAAACACUGCUAUAGACACUUCAUAUAUUGUUUUAGUAAAUCCGAAAAUAUAAGACUAUACAAUGGCAUAGUAAUAACGAAGAAAGUCGAACAUUCGUUUUCGAGUAGUAAACUACAUCACUUCUCGUUUGUUUGUGUAUUGCGGGUUUCCGAGAGAAUAUUCGUCAAAUGUUACUAUGCCAUAUAAAUAGGCUUUAAAAUAUCACGCGAUUUUACUAUUAGAGACCAAAAUUAUUAAGCGAGUGUGAAACGAUUUUUUAAAGUUCAUAUAAACUAGUACGGCCGUGAAAUGUAUUCCUUAGAUAUUCUCGUUCCUUAGCACAUGUUGACAUUUAACAUAUUUGUAGAUACAAAAAACUAAAAACUGGUUGCAGAAAUGAAUAUAGAAGAAAUUAAAAGUAGUUAUUGAAUUAAUGUAAGGUACUAUUAAUAUUGCAUUCAUUUUAAUAUCUUAGCUUUACGCGUGCCAAAUAAAACUUUUUUGACGGAAACGUGAAUUUGUUAAAUGUUUGAUAAAGAUAAUAAAAACGCUUUAUAAAUAAUCUAAAAAUAUCUCCGUUAAAAAUGUUUUAUUUAAAAAUUGAUAACGUGAAUUACUGAUAUUAGAAGUUAUUUAAUUGGUACAAAAUAGUGUUUCGUUUAUGCUAAAUUUCAAUGGGAAAAUCAUCGUGAAGUUCCAGUACAAAUUUCGACUGAAGACAAAUAUAUCGUUAAAUCUGGAAAUCGCGUAGGGCGCAAAGAUAGCUCUAGAGACGAAAUUUAUAUGCUGAGAAAUUAGUAUAAACAUUAUACAAAAAUUAAUUUUACGGUCGAGUUGUAACCAUGCACGUAAAACGUGAAACGCAGGGCCACGUGAAUGACAGGUGUAUUUUAAUGAUGCUGACAGCUGAAGGGAGAAAGUGCUUUUAACGCUCGAAUCGUCUGGUCGUUCUAGCAUAUCGAUUGGAAAUGAUAAACUUGAUAUACUAGCGACCCGUUAUCGGAUAGAGCGGAAUUUUUCUACCAAAACCAGGGAAAAUUAAAAAAAAAAUCUGUUGUGGUUUUUAUAUGUAGUCAACGAGAGGAAUCAGGCAGACAGAAAACAUUAACAUAAAAAAGUAAAAUUGUCGAUUCAAUUGAAAAAUUUAAUAUAAUCGACACACUAUUUUGUCCGACAGCUAUAGACUCGUUUAUUACAUUAAGGUUUUACCAUUCGUAACUGCUACGAGUCGUCGCUUUUGGUAUUUAUAUCGCGUUAGACAAAUAUAUGUUGGAAUUUGUCGAGCGGAGGUGGUGUGUGGCAGACAUUUUGGCUGUGAUAUGCACGUCUGUUUUAAAUAAUUCUCGGUUUGAAGACGGUGUUUCGAUAUUUUUAGGUAUUUAGAUGUAAUUGAGCAUAUGCUUGGUAGCUUUAGGUGCAUGGAUACUCAAUAUAUUUAAAUUAUUAAUGGAGGUGUUUCUGCCGCCAUCACUCUCUGUUUAAUGAAUGAGUUGUUCGAUAGCUGUUCGUAGAGGUACGCCUUUAGCCACUCGACUUGGGUCAAGAAAGGAACGUACCAACUCUUAAAAGGUCGCUCGCGGGGCCACUUAUCCACGAGCGUGGUUCACUUAAAAUCAGCUGAGUAUCCUGGCAGUUUACCGCCUCUUCUAUAAAAAAAACAUUCUAUGUACGAGGAAGUAAAAUUUGAGGAAACGUGCAUGGUUCGUGUCAGGCACAGGCCUCAAUGCAGAAAUUAGUCGGUCCCAUAGUGUUAGUGUAGCAGUAUUAUAAUGUAGGGUUUUUUUUUUGUAUAACGUCUGACUACCUCAUGGUGUCGUGUACUGAACUUAGGUUUAUUUGUAGCCAAAUACACAAGCGAUCAAAUGAAGCGCGUUAGCUGUAUAAGCUAGCCAGUGGGAUUGUGUAUACAAACAUCAGUUUGUCAUUUACAUAUUAUAAUAUAGAUCUCGGCACGAGGGGAAAAGCUCGCUAAGAUUCAGAGAGGGGUUUAGCACCAAUACUUCUAUAUUUGAUGUUGAAGUCGAUAAUUCGUGCUAAGUCUCAUUUCUGAAUGUCAGAUUCUCGUAUGUCAGAAACGUUUGGGAUUUGACAUACGGGAGUUAUGUCGCGCUGACUAUCUGUUCUGUCAAAAUCCUAUCACCAAUUGACAGGUGGGAGUCUUAGUUUGCACGUAAAUUACGCGUUGUAAAUUGACAACUUACGUGCCGGGAACUAUAAGACAGUAACAUUUUAAGAUUAACAACUGCCAAUUUACGUUUAAGUUAAGCAUUUUCAUAACUUGCUUGAGAUUUAUAAGUAACUAAUUUUCAUACAAAACAUUCUCCAUUCAGACGAACCGUAUAAAAUGUAUUCUUAUAUAGUCUGAGCUAAAAAAAACAUUAAUAGAUUGUACAUUAAAGUGUUUGAAUGUCGAUCCGUAAAUAAUAACAUCAGCAAUUAAUUAUCAAUUAUUGUUAAAUUGCUACAAUGAAAUGAUAAUUUCACCAUAUUUUUUAAUAAUACGAAAUUAUUGCAUCGAAUACUGUUAAUAGUCAAAUUAUUAACUUAUAAUAAAAUUAUACGUAUGGAAUUUCAGGAACAAAUCGUUUCAUAUUAUAAUUAUCUGCCAUAACAAUCGAAUCCGGUCAUAUUUUUGUCGCAUAAACUGUUCGGUGACAAUUAACAGUUUAAAAGUGACGUUUUGUAUUCUAUUGACGUCGAAUGCAAACAAGUAUGCUUCCCUAUAGUGCUAAAUAUCUGAUGAAUUUAUACGAUUUUAUACAAAUAUGUUUGAGUACACGAACUGCGUUUGUGCAAUGUAAAUAUUAUUUAUGUUAUAUAUAUAAGCAUGGGAGCUUGUUAGUUGAAUAUGUGUGAUGGUACUACUGUUUUAUGGCGAAAAUACAAAGAUAUGCCUUAUCGAACGAGAACCAGAAAUGUUUGUUCAAGUUCGUUAAAUUUUCAAUAAAAUAGCAGAACAGUUAUGAGUGUACUUUUAAUUUUUAACGUACAGUAGUGCCAAAAUAUUGAUUGUUUCGUACUGUUGAAUCUGUAUAGAAUUCACCAAAUAAUGCAUGAGAGCACGUGUGAAUUAGUUAAGUUUAUAAUAUACAUUAGCCAUAUAUUUAGAUUUCACGGUACAUCUCAAGUCUGCAUACAAUAGUUCCUUUGUUGUGUCAUUUAUCAUUUACUUACAAGUUACACAAAUGUAAAGCAUAUUCGUUUAAUGUAUAAAUAUAAUAAUUGUAUUUUUAU